AUGACAGAAAUCCAAUCAGGAACUACUAUUAUUGAAGACACCCAGGAGCAUAUGUUGGAGUCUGCCCUUCAUCAACUCCUGACAGAUUCAGAUGACCCAUUCAAAGAAGAUCCUUCCAAUCCUUUCACUAACGACUCUGCAUUGGAUUUUAACCAAGAGGAUACUGAUCGUGAACAUAGUACUAGCGAGACAGAUAUUGAAAGGGCAAUUGAAUCUGCUAUCACUAAUAUGAAUAAUACCGAUAUAAUAGAUGCAUCCCUUUUGAAUGAUAAACAACUCUCUUUGGAUACUAUACUUGGCGAAAACACCCAUACAACAGAUAUGGAUAUGCAUUUAACAGAUUUGUUAGGCACUAAUAAUACAAAGAAAAGAUCGAUUGAUGGUGUGACAGAAGAAAAAGACCAUUCAGAGUUACAAAAGCAAAAGAAGACAAAGACUGAAAAAAAUAUUAAAGAUAUACGCAUUUAUAAAACCACAGAUGAACCAUUUUUAUCGCCAGCAUCAUUAUCGCCGUCUUCAACAUUAUCUUCUGAAAAUAAUGAAACUCAAAUAAAAUUAGAAUCUUUACCAAUCACUUCAUACAAUAAAAAGAAACAAAAAAAAAUUAUUGGUAAAGGUAAGACUUUGACAUCUGAGACUUUAAAAGCGGAUACACCCAUUCCUGAUAAAUAUACCAAUGAGUUUACUAUGACACAAGUUACGGACAUUAAGAAGAGAAUCGUUAGUACUCAUAAACUAAUUCUAAAUUUUAACUUCUUAAAAGACGGCUAUGCAAGAACAUGUGUCGAGUUAAAGAAGGCCAUGAUGUGUUUGAAGGAUAGUGAAAUUCAUAGAGCACAUUUAUUAACUGAAAAUGAACAAUUAAAGAAAGAACUUGCAGCUCUUAAAUCUACAGUUAAGGAAGAAGAUGACAGUUAA
Molecule: messenger RNA, 918 nt
Organism: Maudiozyma saulgeensis
Lineage: Eukaryota; Fungi; Ascomycota; Saccharomycetes; Saccharomycetales; Saccharomycetaceae
Source: the annotation of a GenBank genome assembly